AGCGAAAUGUAACUUCACACGAUGAUCUCAGCUCUGGUAUUUUAGGGUUCUUGGGCUUUAACCAUGAGUUCCGCGUGUGUCUGCGGCGUUGCGUCGAUUGGGAGAGGCGAUUUUCAUUUCCAGCUGAGAGGGAGUAGCAGAUUGAGCCACAUUUCACGAGCAGUGGCCAACGAUUGGAGGCGUGGCCCGUAUGAGGAGGGCGCAUUGAAGCAGCCGAGGUACAGUGGCGACGAGCCCUUAUCCAGGCUUGUAAGUGGGCUCAUUUCCAUUGGGCCGCUCUUUGCUGCGAUGCAAUUCGCGGGGCGCCAGGUUUUCCUUCGGACUGCAGAGAAGAAGGGAAUUCCAUGGAGAAGUUUGUCCUCGCAAAUCCUUAACUCGGAAGAAAUAAGAGCAGAGAAGGAGCUGGUUGAGAACAAGUCGAUCGUGUAUCCCGAGUAUUAUCUCCAGAAGUUCCAUGCUUAUACCAAAGGCAACCUUUGCUGGGAGGCAGCUUCCGAAGCUGAGGUAGCCACAAUGUCGAUGGUCAGGCGGACGCUUCCAGCCGCAGAAACCACGGAAGAAGCGCUAGAAGUGCUCAGGGGAAACUGGAUAAGAGCACUUGAGAGCUACCAUAGCCAGAACUCGGUCCUCCCAGUCUCUCAAGUUUUAGACGUGGGAUGUUCGGUUGGUUUGAGCACAAUCUACCUUGCUGAAGCUUUUCCUUCUGCUCAAGUCACUGUGUGUUCCUUUCUAGUAGAUAGUUUUCGUUCUCUUGCUAACGAUGGCUUCCAGGGGCUAGAUUUAUCCCCCUAUUUCCUUGCCGUUGCCCAGCACAAAGAGAAGCAGCGGAUUGCUGAUGGCAAGCUCCAAAGGAAUCCCAUCCGCUGGCGUCACGCAAAUGGCGAACACACAGGAUUUCCUUCAUGCACCUUUGACAUAGUGUCCAUUGCGUAUGUGAUCCACGAGUGUGCGGUUCAUGCGACUAAGGGACUUCUAAAAGAGGCAUAUAGGAUUCUCAAACCGGGAGGCACAAUUGCAAUCACAGACAAUUCACCGAAGUCUAAAAUUCUGCAAAGCCUGCCACCGGUGUUAUUUACACUUCAAAAGUCCACCGAGCCUUGGUUGGAUGACUACUAUGGCUUGGAUCUGGAAGAGGCAAUGCGCGAGGCGGGAUUCAUUUGCGUUUGCUCGAGAUUAACCAAUCCCAGGCACCGGACUGUCAAUGGGACUGUUCCACUUGCGGGUAAAGCUGAGGUUUAACAUACUGGAGCUGGAGCAUCACACAAAGGUUACUCAAAACUUUGCAUCGUUGGCGUGCCUUGACAAGAUGAUCCAGCAGCAGGAAAAAGAAACCUUAUCUUUGUGAAGGACACUUAAAGUACAAAGUCUGUCCACCUUUAAAGGUGCCAAGAGUGCUCUUGUUGGAUGUUCUCUUUUUUUCUCUCGAGGCUGCUUGUUGGAUCUUCACGAGUUUCGGAUUA
This is a messenger RNA of Selaginella moellendorffii, 1460 nucleotides long. Its product is annotated as demethylmenaquinone methyltransferase. Gene Ontology annotation, molecular function: S-adenosylmethionine-dependent methyltransferase activity. The transcript has 6 exons. The coding region runs from base 64 to 1239 and encodes 391 amino acids. NCBI's taxonomy places the organism in Eukaryota, Viridiplantae, Streptophyta, Lycopodiopsida, Selaginellales, Selaginellaceae. The record is from RefSeq and is a predicted model, not a curated record.